AUGACAGCGAUGCCGGAACUGGUGGGAAGCCUCUCGCGCGGUACCGUGGCCUUCAACUAUGAAGGAAUGGUGAACUUGCUCGAGACGCUGCGUCAAAGGGAAGAAGUGGACCUCGCUGCUCCUACCACGACUCCAGCCCACCUGCCGCUCAUCAGGAAUCCGACGGAGCCCGUACUGUUUGCUUGGAACAGCAACUACAUCUGGGACCCAAAGAUGCGAUCUGAGGGCAUGAGAAGCUCCGAGUGGUGGGUAGCGAAGCUUGGGCCAUGGCUGUUGCGGGAUGACUGGAAGCUGGCCUUCCAGAAACAGAUCCCCGGCAGCAGGAUCGCUGAGGUAGCGGCGAACUGGUGCCGUGAGGUCGUCAGGUGGGCCUCUUCCCUAAAAUUGGAGACUGCAGAGGCACAGGCAAGGAGCAGGUUCGGUCAGCGCCUCCAUGCGACUAUUCUGCAAGAGCUCCGGGCCCGGAGAGUCACAUUUCCGCGACCGUUUCCAGAUUUGCCAUACCCUUCUAGCGCAGGCACAACCGAGACCUCUACGCUCGUACGCAGAGAGCAGAGAGCUGCCGCUCUGCAGGUCUUUCCGGACUUUGCGCGAGCUGUCCUCUCUCGCGAUGCCGACGAUGCAAUUGUCGCCGGGAAAUACUCCAAAUUUCAAAGCGCGAAGUUCAUCGCAGCUGUACUGCAUCAAGCGGAUGAUACUUCCGUUUGCGGCUACUACGCAAUGUACACCACGUUCUGCAAAGAGGACCUUGCGGAAAUGCUAGUUCGAGCUGCACGACUCCCGGUCAGAUUUGUAUGGCAGAUAGCCGCUGCUAAGGUCUUGACAGACGCCCAAAGACGCCGGCUGGGCGCGGCCGUGGAAGAGCUCUCUGCAGCAGCCCGGAGGACUCUGCUUGAUGAAGACGGUCUCUCAAUCUACAGCAUCAAGACGCCAGCUGCUAGGACCCAUGACAUUCGACUUCAAGACUGGGCGAGCUAA
Messenger RNA from Microstroma glucosiphilum, 978 nucleotides. RefSeq lists its product as hypothetical. The record is from RefSeq and is a predicted model, not a curated record. The transcript has 3 exons. Lineage: Eukaryota; Fungi; Basidiomycota; Exobasidiomycetes; Microstromatales; Microstromataceae. The coding region runs from base 1 to 978 and encodes 325 amino acids.